Penicillium canariense is the source of this 2847-nucleotide messenger RNA. RefSeq names its product putative alpha,alpha-trehalose-phosphate synthase subunit Tps2 (gene orlA). Gene Ontology annotation, molecular function: catalytic activity. Gene Ontology annotation, biological process: trehalose biosynthetic process; cellular response to heat; fungal-type cell wall organization. The record is from RefSeq and is a predicted model, not a curated record. Gene Ontology annotation, cellular component: cytosol; alpha,alpha-trehalose-phosphate synthase complex (UDP-forming). NCBI's taxonomy places the organism in Eukaryota, Fungi, Ascomycota, Eurotiomycetes, Eurotiales, Aspergillaceae. The coding region runs from base 1 to 2847 and encodes 948 amino acids. The transcript is spliced from 3 exons.
AUGUCUGAACCUGGGACCCCCGCGCAGGUUCCUGACGGGCAGCCAGAACCGGUUAUCAUUGGACCGGGGCUAACGGCCCUGAAGGAUGAGGCAUACACGGCUGCGACCAAUGCGACCCCGAGCUUAGCGCCCGAUAGGAAAUACCAGAUGGACAGCGAUGCGCCAUCAUACUUCGGCAAUAUCCCGGGCGCUAACACCAAGUCGCCCGACCCAUCAGCCGUGGCGUCAGCCUCGUCUUCGGGCCGAAGAAGGAUGUCUUCAGGACAAGAUCUGCUUCGCCGGCUAAGCCUCACAGGGGAUGCAUCGCCGAUGUCGCCUGAGGUUGACCCGCGUGCUCAGCAUGCAGGGCUCAAGCUAAGCGGCCGGCUGAUAAGCGUGGCUUUCUGUAUCCCGUACAAGCUUUGCCACCAAUCGGGGUCGGAUUGGACGCUCAAGCCACGCUCAGGCACUUCGGCCCUUUUCGAUUCGUUCGCCAACCUAGCUUCUGACGAGACCCAAUGGUCCCACACCUUGGUGGGAUGGACAGGAGAGGUCGAGCCUACACCAGAUGCAAAGACUCCUCUACAGUCGAUUCCGGUCAAUGCGGCGAGCAAGCUGCCCGUUGGCUCCAGCGCUGCCGGCGCAGGCCCACUUAAUAAGGCUGCUGCGCCUGUUCCGGUAAAUGCUAGCCAACAGCCGCCUUCACACCCUCUGGUCGAUGGAAUCAGCGUCACCAAGGGGGAGCGUGAGAGGCUCGAUCAGCAAUUGGCUUCGGGACGUUACGGACGGAUCCUGCCCGUCUGGUUAUCGGACGAAACAGAGGAGCCGGAAGAUACCAUCCUGCUCAAUGACCAAGGAAGGUGGCGCCGAUACGCAGAGAGAGAGUUGUAUCCCCUGCUGCAUUACAAACAACAUGGCCCAACAGACGGCCGCUCAGAACGGCGGUGGUGGGCCGACUACAUCCGCCUGAACCAACUGUUCGCGGACCGCAUCGCGGCAGAUUACCAGGAAGGAGACGUGGUUUGGAUUCACGACUACCACCUCUUUCUGCUGCCUGGCUUACUACGACAGCGCAUUCCCAACAUCUACAUUGGCUUCUUCCUGCACUCACCGUUCCCCAGUAGCGAGUUUGUGCGCUGCCUUGCAAAGCGGAAGGAGGUCUUGACGGGGGUCCUCGGCGCCAACAUGAUUGGUUUCCAGACCUUUUCCUAUUCACGCCACUUCUCCUCGUGCUGCACCCGCGUCUUGGGAUUCGAGUCCAACUCGGCCGGAGUGGAUGCGUACGGCGCCCACGUCGCAGUGGAUGUCUUCCCCAUCGGAAUCGAUGCGCAGGCUAUCCAAAAGACCGCCUUUGGAGCGCCGGAUAUUGAGAAGACCGUGCUAGGGAUCCGCAGGUUGUAUAUCGGAAAGAAGAUCAUUGUCGGUCGUGACCGUCUAGACAGCGUUCGAGGAGUGGCCCAGAAACUACAAGCAUUUGAGAUAUUCUUGGAAAGAUACCCCGAAUGGCGCGACAAGGUGGUUCUCAUCCAAGUCACGAGCCCGACCAGCGUGGAGGAAGAGAAAGAGGAUCCCGAAAACAAGAUUGCCGGCCAGAUAUCCAACCUGGUUUCCACAAUCAAUGGCCGCUUCGGGUCGCUGAGCUUCUCUCCGGUUCAGUACUACCCACAGUAUCUCUCGCAGCGGGAAUACUUCGCCUUGCUACGUGUCGCCGACGUCGGGUUAAUCACCACCGUCCGCGACGGCAUGAAUACAACGAGUUUAGAAUAUAUUGUCUGUCAACAGACAAACCACAGCCCCCUCAUCCUCUCUGAGUUCUCCGGUACCGCGGGCACGCUGCCCAGUGCUAUCCACAUCAAUCCCUGGGAUAUGGUGGGUGUUGCGGGCGCCAUCGAUCAAGCCCUCAAGAUGCCUGCCGAUCAGCGGAGGGACCAGCAUCUGAAGCUAUAUAAACAUGUCCUCACCAACACCGUCAGCACCUGGUCAAGGCUGUUCCUCCACCGCCUACUCACCAAUCUCUCUUCCUUUGACCAGUCCGUUGCCACUCCAGCGCUGGAUCGUGCGAAAGUGAUCAAGCAGUACCGCAAAGCCCGGAGACGACUGUUUAUGUUCGACUACGACGGUACCCUCACACCGAUUGUCAAGGACCCGCAGGCCGCCAUUCCGUCCGAUCGUGUACUGCGCACCCUCAAGAGCUUAUCAGCCGACCCACGAAACGCCGUCUGGAUCAUCAGCGGACGAGACCAAGCCUUUUUGGAUGAAUGGAUGGGCCAUAUCCCGGAACUAGGCCUCAGCGCCGAGCACGGGUGCUUCAUUCGCAAGCCCCGGUCAGACGACUGGGAGAACCUGGCGGAGUCGUCCAACAUGGGGUGGCAGAAGGAAGUGGUGGAGGUCUUCCAGCAUUACACCGAGCGGACGCAGGGCUCCUUCAUCGAGCGAAAGCGAGUGGCAUUGACAUGGCAUUAUCGCCGGGCAGACCCGGAGUACGGGGCAUUCCAGGCGCGUGAAUGCCGCAAAGAGCUCGAGAAUACCGUUGCCAAACGGUGGGAUGUGGAGGUCAUGGCCGGCAAAGCCAACCUGGAGGUGCGGCCGACGUUCGUCAACAAGGGAUUCAUCGCGACACGGCUGGUGAACGAAUACGGCACGGAGCCUGGCAAGGCGCCGGAGUUCAUCCUAUGUCUGGGCGAUGACUUCACUGACGAAGAUAUGUUCCGCGCACUCAAGAAGUUCGACUUGCCGCAGGACCAUGUGUACUCGGUGACGGUGGGUGCCAGCUCGAAGCAGACGGACGCCAGCUGGCACCUUCUCGAACCGGCGGAUGUCAUCAGCACGGUCCAGGGACUCUACAGCAAUCCCCACCACGAGCAUUAG